Messenger RNA from Saccoglossus kowalevskii, 1482 nucleotides. RefSeq lists its product as uncharacterized. NCBI's taxonomy places the organism in Eukaryota, Metazoa, Hemichordata, Enteropneusta, Harrimaniidae. Gene Ontology annotation, molecular function: glycosyltransferase activity. The record is from RefSeq and is a predicted model, not a curated record.
AUGGGAAGAUGUGUUAUAUCCAUCCGAAGACGAUCUCCUUUCAGAUUACUUAUCUUAAUCACAUUAAUUUUCUUUUUAAUAUUGGUUAUAAUUUUAAUACAAAAGAGGCAGUUGGUUGAUACCUCAUAUAGAAUGAAUGUGCAAGAAAAUACAAACGACAAACUCGCGAUAAAUACAACUAGAAAAAUAGAAUGCCAAACUAAAAAAGAAGUUGAAACUGUCUAUACACAGAUGAUUUAUAAAGAUGUAAUGGGCAAGGACUUGUUCAGUAUGAGAACAAAAGAUGUCAGUGUUUUGAAGAAAGUUUGCAGCGUUCUUGAUUCAUGUAAAGGGUUCAAUAGCAAUGGAUGGCUGAAGAAAAGUGUAUCACCCUUAGUUCAAGGGGCAACUGAUCUCUUUAUUAAGGAAAACGUUACGGUUAUAAAGGACUCGCUCACAAAUACAAACAAUAUAAUGAAACUGGAAUAUGAAGAAAUGAAAUCCAAUUUAAAAAUCUAUAUAUAUGAUAUAGACAUAGGUACAAAUAUGAAGUCACCGAAGGAUUAUAAAUAUGGUGUGGAGUCGUUAUUUAUUAAUCUGCUUCGUAAUAGUAAAUUCAGAACUCAGGAAGCCAGUGAGGCAACGUUUUUCUUCAUCCCUUCACGGUGCACUGCGUACAGAUAUUCGGUGUCCGACCGUGACCAAGGAGGAAAAGUUGCAGAGGAAACGAUGAAAGAUAUCCUACAAUAUAUUAAAUCAACAUUUCCUUACUGGGAUCGGAGUGCAGGAACAGAUCACUUCUAUAUAUGCAGUCAUGACAUGGGCGGAGAAGUCACCAAACAAUCAAUUCCAAAUCUGCUGAAAAAUUCCAUAGCUCUAUUAAACACGGCAGAUUACGAAGAUCGUUAUUUCAUGCCACACAAGGAUAUCUCUGUACCACCUCAUCCCGGUAAACCACCAGUCAUCAUGCCAUCCGUUGGUCAUGGCGGUAAAAACGUCAAGCCAUCGUCAAGAAAUAUAUUUGCAUCAUUCGCAGGCACAUUAGAUAGGGGUCGUGUACGUCCUGCUGUACAGAAACUCUGGUCUAAAGAUCCUGAUUUUCAGCUUAUAGAUGGAAUGCUGACAGAUGAGAAUUACAAAAAGUUGUUGGAAUUUAGUAAAUUCUGCCUUAUCCUACGAGGUCAUAGGGUAUGGAGUCCUCGUUUAAUGGAUUCAGUCUGGUUUGGUUGCGUUCCUGUGAUCAUUGCUGACUACUAUCAUUUACCGCUACAAUCUGUUAUUGACUGGCAGGAUAUUGCGGUUAUUAUUCCAGAAAGUAAGGUCCCAGAGUUAAAAUCAAUUUUAAUGUCCAUAUCAGAAGAUGAACUCUCUCGCAAACAAGAGUUGAUAUCUCAGAUAUACACUUAUUUAUCAUGGAAUAAUCCAAGUCAAGAUUACGAUGCAUUUCAUAUGGUACUGUAUGAACUAUGGCAAAGAAGACACAUUAUGCGAUAUUACACAUAA